AGAUAACUUUUCAAGCGACUCUAACGUGCAGACUAAACGAGCUGCCAAAUUUUUGUCUAGAAAACAGAAAAAACGAAAACAAAGUUUACGCCGUUUCAUAGGGAACGUUUGAGAGUAAUUAGGUUUCAUGUCUAUGUGAAGAAAACCAGUUUGGACUAGUGGCUAUGCAUCUAUGAAUGCACAUAUGCAAUUGGAAUUGCAACAACUAACAUUAUGACACCGCUGGACCAGAAUAGAGAGGGUGAAAUUGUUUUAGUCACCGGAGGAAGUGGAUUUAUCGGGCAGCAUUUGUUGAAACAAAUAUUGCGUGAGCAAAAAAACUUGGGAAUUAAGGAAGUUCGAUCCCUGGAUAUAUUACCCUUCGAAAAUAAGAUUGACAUUUGCAAAUCUGAGGAACUUAAAGUUUUUGUCGGUGACAUUUGCGAUUCGAAAUCCAGCACUGUACAGAGUGCUUUCAAAGGUGUUAAUUCUGUGUUUCACUGUGCGGCCUUCGUUAGCAUUGAAUAUCCACCAAAUUUCAAAGAAUUGGAUCGAGUUAAUGUGUGUGGCACAAGCGCUGUUGUAGAUUUGUGUGUGCAACACAAUGUGAAAAGGUUGAUAUAUACCAGCUGCGCAUCAGUCUGUCUAGUUCCAUUUAAGGGCUAUAGCACAUUCACCAUUGUCAUCAAUCAAACUGAGUCGAAAGCCAAUACUCCCAUUUUCAAUGCGCAGGAUGCUGCAGAUUUUGAUAAAUCUUUCCUUAUCCCAGGAUAUUCGUCAUCGAAAUUGCGCGCGGAAACUAUAAUUCUAAAUUCGAAUGGAGCGCUACUGAAUAAUCAAAAGGAUUAUUUGGAAACUGUAGCGAUACGUCCGCCGCUCACGUAUGGUGAAGGUGAUACGAAAUUCGUGCCGUGCGUGUUUGAGUACUUGUCCAGCCGUGGAUUCAGUUACCCACGUAUUGCCGGAGCAGGUGGCAAACAACAACUUGCCUAUGCUGGUAACGUAGCUUGGGGCCAUCUGUGCGCAUACAAAACCCUCAAAUCAACACCCAACGCCAUUGCAGGUUUGCCAGUAUUCAUCACUGAUGACACACCAAUUAAUGAUGUAACUAGAUUUAUACAGAAAAUGGCUUUGUUGGGCGGAAAGUUCAAGGUCAAUUUGUCGUUAUGGUACUUGCCACACUUUCUGUUCUUUUUUAUUUCCUUCCUUAUUGAAUUGAUGCUGCAGCUGCUAUAUCCAGUGACGAAAUUUAAAUUAGCUCAUUCACUCCGUGCAAUUGCGUCGUUUACAGCAUCAGUUUUGAUGUUCAAUCGUCUAAGAGCCUCUAUACAUAUGGACUACGUUCCAUUAAUUGAGCCAGAGGAAGCUGCACAACAAAGCGCGCGUUGGUAUGCUCAGUGGUGGGAAAACCGUUGUUCCAAACCUAUUAGAAAUUCUAGUUGAAAAUGCAUUGUUAAAAGAUAUUUCACAAGCACCUUUGUUAGUAAUACUCCUAAAAUUGUUGUUGAUAUUUUUAAAAUAAGUUUGUUAUUGUUCUUGUUUUUACACAAAUAAAUAGGUAUCGAAUGGUUUUUGAAGCAAUCUGCUCAAAGUUACGUAGUAAUCUACGGCGCAAUUAGUUACUUGCACUAUAUUUUAUAUGUUAUCUGUGGCCCUCGAAUUAAAUGUGGUUGACAUAAUAUAUAUAUAUAUUUUUCAACAAAAUUAAUCAUAUAAUAGACUCCACGAACUGGAUGUUGAUAGGCAAGCAAAAUAUAAUAAAUCACUAGAAUCUCUUCGCUCAUACAAAUUGGUGUUGAAGUGAAAUCGAACUUUAUGUGGAUUUUUAAAGCAUUUUUGAAGUGGUG
This is a messenger RNA of Ceratitis capitata (Mediterranean fruit fly), 1826 nucleotides long. Its product is annotated as 3 beta-hydroxysteroid dehydrogenase/Delta 5-->4-isomerase type 2. The record is from RefSeq and is a predicted model, not a curated record. NCBI's taxonomy places the organism in Eukaryota, Metazoa, Arthropoda, Insecta, Diptera, Tephritidae. The coding region runs from base 214 to 1422 and encodes 402 amino acids. The transcript has 6 exons. Gene Ontology annotation, biological process: steroid biosynthetic process. Gene Ontology annotation, molecular function: 3-beta-hydroxy-Delta5-steroid dehydrogenase (NAD+) activity.